Messenger RNA from Penicillium taxi, 636 nucleotides. RefSeq names its product PaaI family thioesterase. The transcript has a single exon. Bases 1 to 636 code for a protein of 211 amino acids. Lineage: Eukaryota; Fungi; Ascomycota; Eurotiomycetes; Eurotiales; Aspergillaceae. The record is from RefSeq and is a predicted model, not a curated record.
AUGUCUACUGUAUCAACUAUACAACAAGCCCCUCGCCAUCCGCCAUUACAUCCAAUCAACACUAUCGAUAGAAUUAUUCAAAAUCAUCCUCUGACAGCCGCUUUACGAGAAAAUCCUCUACUCACCGAAUCAAGACCACACCUGGAUGCUCCAGAUGUCCUGAGAGGGGAGAGUCUUUUGGCCGGAACACUAGCAGGCCACCAGAAGAUAAGCGUGCCACCAUUUAUAUUCAAAGAUAAACAAAACAAAAGAUGCGUGAUGAUUAUGCAUCUCGGUGGCAAUGUUUGUAGCCAUCCGGGUAUCGUCCACGGAGGCCUUCUCGCAACAUUGCUCGAUGAGAGUUUCGCGUGGUGCUGCACUCAUCCUUUUGCUACAAGAGUUGGGGUCACAGCCAGAUUGAGCGUCAAUUAUCGAAAUCCGACAUAUGCCAAUUCCUACAUCGCUUUAACCUCGGAGGUUGUGAAGUUCGAGGGUCGGAAGGCUUGGCUGGAGGGGCGGAUUGAAACACUUGAGGUCGAUGGCCUGCCGUCAACCUUGCUUGUGGAGGGUCAUGCGCUUUUCAUAGAGCCGAGAGAAUCCGCAGUAAGUCUGGCGCCAAGAUUGGAUAGUCAUGAGUGGAAAUACCAUGAAACAUAG